AAUAACACAAUAUAAGAGUUUCUUAAAUGAUAUUAUAGUUGAUCAAAAUGACAAGUGUUCGAAAAAUCUGUUGUAUCGGAGCCGGCUACGUUGGUGGACCUACGUGUAGCGUUAUUGCUCUGAAGUGCCCGGAAAUUCAAGUAACUGUUAUCGAUAAGAGCAAGGAGAGGAUAGCGCAAUGGAAUUCGCAGAAAUUACCGAUAUACGAGCCAGGCUUGGAUGAAGUAGUGCAAAAAUGUCGUGGGAAAAAUUUAUUUUUCUCUACCGAUACCAAAACAGCAAUUAAAGAAGCCGAUCUGAUAUUCAUUUCGGUGAACACGCCGACGAAAACUUUCGGCAACGGUAAGGGAAGAGCGGCGGACUUAAAAUAUGUGGAAAGCGCUGCAAGAAUGAUCGCGGAAGUUGCAACGGGAGAUAAGAUUGUCGUGGAAAAGAGUACUGUACCAAUAAGAGCGGCCGAAAGUAUCAUGAACAUUCUUCGCGCUAAUCACAAGCCAGGUGUAUCAUAUCAGAUUCUUUCCAAUCCGGAAUUUCUGGCUGAAGGAACAGCUAUAGAAGAUCUUGUAAACGCGGAUCGAGUACUGAUUGGAGGACAAGACUCGCCAGAAGGACAAGCGGCUAUCGAAGAACUUUGCAAAAUUUACGAACAUUGGAUUCCAAGAGAAAAUAUUUUAACUACUAAUAUAUGGAGUUCAGAACUGUCGAAGCUGGCAGCAAAUGCUUUCUUGGCACAACGAAUAUCUAGCAUAAAAUUCCCUUUAUCUACCCAAAUAUGCGAAUUGUUGGACGAAGGUGCCGUUCUUCACAUUUAUGAUCCCAAGGUUGAAGAAACUCAGAUCAUUCAAGACUUGACUCAUCCAACCGUAACGAAUAAUCCUGAAAAUGUAAAAAGUCGAAUUAGUAUUUAUAAAAAUGCUUAUAGUGCCACAAAGAAUACACACGCGAUAGUUUUAUGUACGGAAUGGGAUGAGUUUAUCGAAUUGGAUUACACGCAAAUUUACGCAGAUAUGAUGAAGCCAGCGUAUAUUUUCGAUGGCAGAAAAAUUUUAAAUCAUGAUCGAUUACAAAGGAUCGGUUUCGUUGUUCAAACUAUUGGUAAAAAGCUCAUAAGAUCCGCAAUUUCGAGAGCAUGGGGUAGCCAGACGCAAGCUUAAGAAAUGGACCAAACUAUAAGCAAUACUUCCAAUUUGAUAAAAAGUAUCAAUGAUUAUCGCAAGAAUUUUGUUGAAUUAAUCGAAACAUUUGAUCGAAACAUUAGUAUGUAUGUAAGAUGUUCAAUUUUACUAUUUUAACGAAUAGAUACGUUUAUCUCCUAAUAGACGUAUCGAUACAGACUGUGCAUCGUAAUGCAGAUUUGAUUAC
Pogonomyrmex barbatus (red harvester ant) is the source of this 1362-nucleotide messenger RNA. It is a transcript of the gene sgl, whose product is annotated as UDP-glucose 6-dehydrogenase sgl. Gene Ontology annotation, molecular function: NAD binding; UDP-glucose 6-dehydrogenase activity. Gene Ontology annotation, cellular component: nucleus. Lineage: Eukaryota; Metazoa; Arthropoda; Insecta; Hymenoptera; Formicidae. Gene Ontology annotation, biological process: glycosaminoglycan biosynthetic process. The record is from RefSeq and is a predicted model, not a curated record.